UCCAGUAGGCCAAACGUCAACAAAAAUUUUGACAGACAAUGACCAAUUGUUUUUUGUUUUUAAGGCUUUAAUUAAGAGGCCACUGUUGCGGUAAGCAAAUAAACAAGGAUCCAAGAUGCCCAGCUCGCCAGGAUUACAGCCGGGGGAGCAGUAUUCCUCUGUAACGGGCCUCAUCUAUGUCUUCAACCUGAUCGUGGGGACGGGCUGCCUCACCCUCCCCGCCGCCUUCGCCGCCACGGGAUGGGCGCUGUCCACGGGAGGCAUCGUGUUGCUCGCCGUCGUCAGUUACAUGACGGCCACGUGGGUGGUGGAGAGCAUGGCCUGCGCCAACGCCAUCAACCACUGCCGACGCAUGAAGCAGCUCAAGAAGAGGGGCCAGGUAGCCGACGAACUAGUGAGCCGCACACUAGAAAAUGCUGAAGCUGACCAGCGAUCGACCGACACCUCCGAAGACCACGACGAUCACGAUGAAGAGCUUCCGCUGAUCACAGAUGGAGUCAUUGAAAGAACUGUCGGAGAAUACUAUGCGAUCCAGGAGCAAAUCGAGAUGGGGCAAAUGGCGAAACUCUUUUAUUCUACAGUGUGGGUCAAGGUUUUUUACAUCGUACUUUGUGUAUACCUGUAUGGAGAUCUUGCCAUAUAUGAAGCGGCAGUUGCCAAGUCUAUCAGAGACAUAAUCUGUGACUAUGUGCCAGAGAACUGCACCAAGGAACUGUUAGAUUCCGACCCAUGUUUCACCGAUCCUAGCCGGUCCCACAUGUCCAGAAUGGAAAUGUAUAGAAUCUGUACUUUUAGUUUUGUUGGGGUCAUGGGUCCCUUUGUCUUCUUCAAUCUCACAAAGACUAAGUAUAUGCAGAUCUUGACUACCAUCACAAGAUGGCUCGCGAUGGGCACCAUGAUCACAUGGGCCAUUGUGCUCUUGGCGGAAGGGAAGAACCAGGGUCACCCCCCUGCGGCCGAUAUCACCAAGCUCCCUCAGUUGUUUGGGGUGUGCGUAUAUAGCUUUAUGUGUCACCAUUCCUUACCAGCACUCAUUACGCCAAUAAGUGAAAAGAAGUCUAUUUUGAAGCUGUUAGGUGCAGAUUACCUGUUGAUUCUUCUGUUCUAUUUGCUGUUGGCAUUUACUGGGAUCUUUGCCUUUGCACACCUCAAUGACCUUUACACCCUGAACUUCCAACCAGACAGGUGUAAAGAUGUUGAUACUCCAAUGGCUAUUUACUGUCUUCAGGUGUUCCUUCUGCUGUUUCCAGUGUUUACCCUUAGCACCAACUUCCCCAUCAUAGCCAUCACCUUGCGGAACAACCUCAAGGGCCUCUUCCUGAGGGAAACGCGGCGCUACUCCUUCUUCACCUCGAGAUGCCUCUUCCCUCUCCUGGCCAUCAUCCCGCCCACAAUUGUUGGACUCGUCACCUCCAACGUGGAAUUCCUGGUGGGAAUCACGGGGGCUUACGCUGGCUCCAUCAUCCAGUAUGUUGUUCCCGCGACUUUGGUCCAUUAUGCGAGAAAGAUGACCCUAGAGCACAUCGGCAUGGGAGUGAAGAACCCCUUUUCCUCGCCCCUUCAGCAUUACAUGUGGCUCAUUGCCAUAUGCUUGUGGGCAGGCGUAUGCCAAAUCUUUGUGACGUUGUAUUUGGUAGGGAAGGACUCGUAUUAGAUCUAUAAGGAAAGAUGAUUUAUGUGCUUGUCACACUGUAUAUAUCCAUUGUAUAUACUGUAUAUACAAGUUUCAUAUUCCACAAGAAAUACACAGUAUAGGAGUGAAUGUGUAUAGAUUUUCUGCAUUUUUAGAGAUAUUUUAUAUAGGUGAAUUGGGUAUUGCAAUGUUAUGUUAACCACAUAGUUAAGUGAAGAACCUUACAAUUUUUAGUCAUAUGAACCAAAAAAUACAAAUUAAAUGAGAAAAAUUCCUUUUGUUUUAGAGGUGCGUUCAUCUGUUGUUGUUGGUCAUCUUAGUGAUUUUAUUUUUUUAGAUGAACUGUCAUCCAAUGUUUUUUUUAAUGGGGGAAUAAAGCAAUGAGUAAUGUGCAUUGCCCAUUUGUCAGACCAAAGAAAGCUAAAAGAGGGAAAACAAAGUAAAGUAAUUAUUGUAUGUGUGAAACGUAUGUGGAAGAAAAAAAAUAAUGUUUUUAUUUUCUUUUGACAACUUUGGCUCCUAAUAGUGCUAGUCUUCCUAGCUUGGUAAAACUGUACUGAUUUAGUUGAGCCGUUUGGUCUUCAUAUGAAGUAUUAAAUAUUGCAGAAUAAGAAUGAUAAUAUUAUCUUCUUUUUUUUUAGAUGAGUUGGUGGAUUUUAAAGAACAGAAGAUUCCAUUGGAAUUUUAAAUCUGUACAAUUAAAAAAAAGAAAAUUAAAUGUCCUGUCGUAAUGUGAUUUUUUAAAAAAUAUUAAAAAAGAGAUACAUAAUAAACGUAUCAAACUGUGCUUUUUAACGAAAGAAAGAAAACAAUAGUACAAAUACUCU
This is a messenger RNA of Penaeus monodon (black tiger shrimp), 2460 nucleotides long. RefSeq names its product transmembrane protein 104-like. Lineage: Eukaryota; Metazoa; Arthropoda; Malacostraca; Decapoda; Penaeidae. The record is from RefSeq and is a predicted model, not a curated record. Bases 116 to 1654 code for a protein of 512 amino acids. The transcript has 12 exons.